This is a messenger RNA of Alnus glutinosa, 889 nucleotides long. Its product is annotated as protein SAMBA. The coding region runs from base 149 to 466 and encodes 105 amino acids. Lineage: Eukaryota; Viridiplantae; Streptophyta; Magnoliopsida; Fagales; Betulaceae. Gene Ontology annotation, molecular function: anaphase-promoting complex binding. The transcript is spliced from 4 exons. The record is from RefSeq and is a predicted model, not a curated record. Gene Ontology annotation, biological process: negative regulation of organ growth.
GUUAGCGCAGUGAUAGUGCAGCUGUAGGGGACACACCCAUUUGCUUCUAUCUGUGAAUUUGAUAUAUAUAUAUAAAAAAGCUUUCUUUGCCUAAGCGUGAAAUUUUCCCAAGUAAUUUUCCCAGAAAAAAACAAAAGGGAAUACAAGAAUGAAUAGUACAUCGCCGGCUCAUUCUUCGAUAUCGACCACAGCAAUUGUGGGAGGGAGUAGCAGCAAUGCUGCUUUGUCCACAGAAGAGUUCCACAUCCCACCUGAUCUCAUAUCUAUACAGGAGCGCAAAGACGAGGCUUUGCAUGUUUUAAAGUCAGAUCUGAUGGCUGCACUUGAUAAGGAGGUUAAAUCCUUGGAUGAAGAUAACUGGAAGUUUGAAGGACCUCGCUCCCGUAUCCACCUUAUAUCAAGGCGAGGUGGUUUUUUACACAAGCAGACAGGAUCAAAGAGCUGGAAAUUGGCUCCACCAAAGUGAUCCAUAAUUCUUAGAACAGAAGCUUAUUAUACUUGUGAUAAAUUAAGAGUACAGAGGUUGUAUGUGAAUCGCCAAAGGGGAUGAUGCCCUAAUGGGGGUAAGGUCUUGGUUCCAACCCUCAUUAUGAGGUCAUGAAAAGGUUUGCUACCAUUUAAAGAACAGGCAAGUUGAAGUCUUCUUGCAGCUUGAGACUGGUGUGUUUGUCUUCCAAAUUUGAGAUCGCAGAAGCCAGACAAGAAGUCCCAGAUCAAGGAUUAUGGUCAUUUGAGAAUCAGCCUAUGUUUCUCGGAUUACAGCCUUCAACUAGGGCGAUUGGCAAAUAAAAAAUAAUUAGGGCUCACAUUAUGUCAGAAAAUCAUAUCAUUUCAUGCUAAAAUGUCUAGUUUUUUAUUUUAUAUUAUCAUUAUUAUUAUUAUUAUUAUU